UGUGUGUUUAACCACAAUAUGGAAUCAACUGAGAAAGCUUGUAAAGCAUCUGCUAUUAUUGUACAUAGUUUUGAUGCUUUGGAGCAAGAAGUUCUGAAUGCUCUCUACUCAAUGUUUCCUCGUGUUUAUCCUAUCGGCCCACUUCAAUUGCUUCUCAAUCAAGUACCUGAAGAUGACCUAAACUCCAUUGGAUGUAACCUGUGGAAAGAAGAGCCUGAAUGUCUCCAGUGGCUUGACUCCAAGAAAUCCAACUCGGUGGUUUAUGUGAAUUUUGGCAGUGUAGUAGUCAUGAAUAAGGAACAGCUUAUUGAAUUUGGAAUGGGACUUUCUGAAAGCAACCACUCUUUUGUAUGGAUUAUAAGGCCUGACAUGGUCAUUGGGCAGUCAGCUAUUUUUCCAGCAGAGUUUAUGGAAGAAACUAAAGAGAGGGGCUUUAUUGCUAACUGGUGUCCACAAGAAGAAGUCCUUAACCACCCAUCAAUUGGAGGCUUCAUAACACAUUGUGGAUGGGGUUCCACAAUUGAGAGCAUUUCUUCGGGGGUGCCUAUGCUUUGUUGCCCAUUCUUCGGGGAUCAACUAACAAAUUGUAGGUACACAUGCAAUGAGUGGGGAAUUGGAAUGGAGAUUGAUAAUGAUAUCAACAGAGAAAAUGUGAAGACGCUUGUAAGGGAGCUGAUGGAGGGAGAGAAAGGUAAGAAAAUGAAGAAGCGAGCCAUGGAGUGGAAAAAAUUAGCAGUGGAGGCCACAGCUCCAAAUGGUACAUCAUCCAUGAAUUUGGACAAGCUUAUAAACGAAGUUCUUCUGUCACGAAAUUAAGUCAUCGCUCAAGCUUGAGCCAUGGUUUUCAAUUUGGUUGUUGGUGCUAUGUGUCUAUUGAUUUGGCAUUGUUGAAUUAAAGCAUUAAUCUUCAUGGUUGUUCAACUUUCAUUAUUCUCAACAGGACAAAACAUUUUCUUUA
Molecule: messenger RNA, 958 nt
Organism: Populus nigra (black poplar)
Lineage: Eukaryota; Viridiplantae; Streptophyta; Magnoliopsida; Malpighiales; Salicaceae
Product: 7-deoxyloganetin glucosyltransferase-like
Exons: 1
Coding region: 19-816 (265 amino acids)
Molecular function (GO): UDP-glycosyltransferase activity
Source: RefSeq, a predicted model, not a curated record